Amyelois transitella is the source of this 1146-nucleotide messenger RNA. Its product is annotated as nuclear receptor-binding factor 2-like. The coding region runs from base 179 to 943 and encodes 254 amino acids. Lineage: Eukaryota; Metazoa; Arthropoda; Insecta; Lepidoptera; Pyralidae. The record is from RefSeq and is a predicted model, not a curated record. The transcript has 2 exons. Gene Ontology annotation, biological process: autophagy.
UACAGUUGACGGUUGCACCUGCUAUUGUAGUAAAAACGUAGUAGUGGUUAAAUUGUGCCCUUUAUAUUUAUAUCUGUGCACCUAACUGCUAUGCGAAAGUAAAAUAAAACGACAUUGUUUUUACUGGGUUCGGUAUUUUUCCAAAAUUAGCUAAGUUUCGGAAUUGAUCGUCAUCUUCAUGAUGGAAUCUCAUCCUCUGAAUUUGGCUCACCAACAGCACCGUCGGGCUGAGGCGCACCUCGUGAAUAAUAAAUACGAUGAAGCAAUGCAAUGCCAUCAAAACGCAGCUGAACUUCUUUUAGACGCAAUGAAAUCCACUACUUCUUCAAUUGCUUUAGAGUCUAUCACCCUUCAGCGCAGUUAUCACCUAAAACAAAAGGACUUGAUCAAAAGUAAAAAAGAACAAUAUUUUCGUGUGAAGAAAGCUAUGGAUAAUUUGAAAUGUUUAGGAUAUGAACAAUUGCAGAAUCUGCAAGGUAGUGAUUCUACCAGAUUAGAAGUUGCCAUUUACAGAACUAUAUUUGAACAUGAGAGUUUAAUAAAAAUGUUGAUUGCUAAGAAUGAUGUUGGAAAAGGCAAAGAUGUGAACAGAGGAGAUACAAUUGAUGGCAAAAAAAUAGAAAAAGAAGAAAAAAUCCUUGAAGAGUUAAAACAUUUAAAUGAAAAUAUGCAUAGACUUGUUGAUCAGUUAAUUCUACAAGUAGAGGUUCUAAAAGAUGAUAGUGAAACCUUAAAAGAUAAAGUUAACUUCUUAGAAAAGGAGCGAAUGAGAUAUCUAUAUACGUCAGCACAAAAUGAGCUCAAUGUGAUAAACAUUGGUAGUGGCAUGUGCGAUGAAAGCAUUAAAGAAACUGUUCCAAGAGUGCCUAUCACUAAACUAACAAGCGAAGGAAAACCAUUGAACCUUCAACCAAACUUUGAUUUAAGCGCCUUUAAGAUUUAGACACAAUGGUAGUAAAUGUACCUACCUUUUAAGUAUUAGAUUAUUCUCAAAGUAUUAUUUGGAUAAGGCAGGUGCCUAUAAUUUUUUAUAUCAAUGAAAAUAAUAAAAAAUAUAAGGUUGAAAUAAAUAAUAAUAAUUGAACAGAAUUUUUUUUCCUGUAGAAACAAAUGUAAGAAAACAUAAAUAAAUAUUUUAUCUUUAAA